CGGCUACCCUCCCUCCCUCCUUCGCCGUCCCCCUCUUUUUCCUUAUUCCCAUCCUGACGCGAGGCGGAGUUGGAGGUUCGGUCACCGCUGCCUCUGCCGCCACUACCACCAAUAUCACCCCCUUCUCUCCAGAGCUAAACGGGGCGACGCUUCUCCACCGCUCGGUGAGGACAAGGACGGGGUGCGUUGCUACCGCCGCCGUUCCUGCCAGCGCCGAAGCCUCGGGAAAAGCGACCCGAAGAGCCACAAAGGAGCGCCGACGGCGAAGCUUGCGCUGCCAGCGGAGUCGCCAUGAGUUGGGGCACGGAGCUCUGGGAUCAGUUUGAUAAUUUAGACAAGCACACACAGUGGGGCAUUGAUUUCCUGGAAAGAUAUGCAAAAUUUGUUAAAGAAAGGAUAGAGAUUGAACAGAAUUAUGCAAAGCAACUGAGAAAUCUGGUGAAGAAAUACUGUCCUAAACGUUCAUCCAAAGACGAAGAGCCCAGGUUUACCUCAUGUAUAGCCUUUUAUAAUAUUCUUAAUGAGUUAAAUGACUACGCAGGACAGCGUGAAGUAGUAGCAGAAGAAUUGGGACAUAGGGUAUAUGGAGAACUGAUGAGAUAUUCCCACGAACUCAAAACGGAAAGGAAACUGCACCUUCAAGAGGGCCGAAAAGCACAACAGUAUCUUGACAUGUGUUGGAAGCAGAUGGAUAAUAGCAAAAAGAAAUUUGAAAGAGAGUGCAAAGAAGCAGAAAAGGCACAGCAAUGUUAUGAGAGACUGGACAAUGAUACCAACGCCACGAAAGCAGAUGUUGAAAAAGCAAAGCAGCAACUAAACCUGCGUACACAUAUGGCUGAUGAAAAUAAAAAUGAAUAUGCUGCACAGCUCCAAAAUUUCAAUGGUGAACAGCACAAGCAUUUCUAUAUUGUCAUUCCUCAAAUAUACAAGCACCUUCAAGAAAUGGAUGAACGACGAACCAUCAAACUUAGUGAAUGUUAUAAAGGAUUUGCAGAUUCUGAGCGGAAAGUUAUUCCAAUAGUCUCAAAAUGUUUAGAAGGAAUGAUUGCUGCAGCCAAAUCAGUUGAUGACCGCAGGGAUUCUCAAAUUGUAAUAGACUCCUUUAAGUCUGGCUUUGAACCUCCUGGAGAUUUUCCAUUUGAAGAUUAUAGUCAGCACAUUUAUAGGACUGUUUCUGAUGGAACGAUCAGUACCCCAAAACAGGAAGGAAUGAAAAUCGAUGCAAAAACCACUGUGGGCAAGGCUAAGGGAAAACUCUGGCUCUUUGGAAAGAAACCAAAGCCACAGUCCCCACCCCUUACCCCUACUAAUUUAUACACGUCCAGUACUUCUAAUGGUUCCCAGUAUCCCAUAUUCUCCAUUGAACAAAUGCAUUAUUGCAUGAAUGAAAUAAAGACAGGGAAGCCCAGAAUGCCUUCUUUCAAAAACCUCAAAAGAGGGUGGUCGAUGAAGACGGGUCCUUCCCAAGAAGAUUUCAGUCACUUGCCACCAGAACAAAGGCGGAAAAAACUUCAGCAGCGGAUUGAUGAGCUUAACAGAGAAUUGCAGAAAGAGAAUGAUCAAAAAGAUGCCCUCAUCAAAAUGAAAGAUGUGUAUGAGAAAAAUCCACAGAUGGGUGAUCCAGGAAGUCUUCAGCCAAAAUUAAUGGAAACUAUGAACAACAUGGACCGUCUGCGAAUGGAAAUCCACAAGAAUGAGGCAUGGCUUUCUGAAGUUGAAGGUAAAGUAGCAACAAGAGGAGACCGAAGGCAUAGCAGUGAUAUCAACCAUCUCGUAACCCAAGGAAGAGAAAGUCCGGAGGGGAGCUACACAGAUGAUGCCAACCAAGAAGUUCGGAGCCCACCCCAGCAGCAUGGCCCCCAUAAUGAAUUUGAUGACGAGUUUGAAGAUGAUGAUCCUUUGCCAGCUAUAGGACAUUGUAAAGCUAUAUAUCCAUUUGAUGGUCACAAUGAAGGUACCCUUGCCAUGAAAGAGGGGGAGGUUUUGUAUAUUAUAGAGGAAGAUAAAGGAGAUGGAUGGACAAGAGCUCGGAGGCAGAAUGGAGAAGAAGGAUAUGUGCCAACUACCUACAUAGAUGUAACACUAGAAAAAAACAGUAAAGGUGCAGUAACCUAUAUCUAAUCUCCAGUCCAUCAUCUUGUCCGUGAACAUUGCUUAAUGAAUACUGAAGCACGUAAUUGGAUGGAAAAAGUCCAAAACCGUUUAGGAGUCCUUUCAAUAUGUGAUUGACCACAGGAGCCCAAACUAAGAGUUCAGUUUUGAAACUGGAAAAUGUCUGCGUAUAAAUAACUCAGAUUGUUCUCGGUGCCAUCUUUGCUUAAUGUACUUGUACAUCUUCUUUUUCAGUACACGGUCAGGCCAUAUUUUAUUGGUUUUCAUUGUUUUAAUGUUAUUUUUGUAAAGCUUGUUUCUUCCUUUUAAAAGAGCGUCAUUUUAGAACAAAUUGUUUCAUGAGGGUAUCCCAUCUCUGGGCAAUCGAUUAUUCUUCUUGAACCAGAGCUUGUUCCAGUGUCCAAGCAAUAUCUAAACCUAAUUAAAUGAAAAUGAAGAUCGGCUUUUAACUUUUAUUUUCUGAACACAACUCCUCUUCUCAUUGCCCUCUGCCCGUUGAUACCCUGCACACAUUUUGUACAGUCUGCAGGCUAAUACAAUGUAAAGUUAUGCAGAAAUAAAGGAAAACUUUGACUUGCAUGCCAUUGCCUGCAUGUAAUGGAACCUAGGGAGUUGCGAUAUAGGCUUACAAACAUUCCUAUUCUGUAAGUACUUUUGCAGCUUUUCCUUUCAAAAUCAAAUCUGAGAUUCUUAAAAAUGCUACAUGCAAAAGAUUGCAAGGGCUAUGGUGGCCGCAUUGCUUGCUGAUCGGCUCAUUUUUUGCUCUUUCUCGUAUUGGGGAGAAUUUGUAUGUUUCUGUAUACACAACUGAAGAGUCCCAGCUUCUCAUGCCAACACUUGACACAUUUCUCUUGUUAAUUGUCUUGUUCAAAAAGCGCAGAAUAGUUACAACUGCUUCUUGCAGGUCUCUCUUUCUUGGUUCCAUUCAUCCCAAUAGAAAGUUCCCAUAGGAAUAAAUGCAGAUCAGUUCCUUUUGUUAAAAAAUGAACAGAUAAGGUCUUUGUACGUGGAGAAGUUUUCAUGCCGGCAUCGGGUUAUUUUAUGAGGAUGUUAAUCUGUGGUAUCAAAUGAUUAGAAUCGGAGUGUUCUAACUUGCAUUACUUGGGCUUUCAUACUUGUACAUUUUCACUUGGAUGCUAGGAACCAUUUGGAAGUUAAAUUGCACUAAUUUUCUACUGAGUGAAGGUCUUACCUAGAAAGUGUGACAUGGAGAACUCUUGCAAAGGAUCUGAGCCAUUUUAUCUAGUGUAAUCGUAAUAAUCUGAGAUGGAUGUUUGUAAAGAAAAAAAAAAUGACUGUGUUUCUCUUUUUUUGAACGGCCCCUGGUAAUUCUGUUCUGUUCUUCUUUUCCUCUCGGAUUGCAGGUUCCUGAAGCGGGUAUCUGAGAAAAUGGGCGAGAUGUUGAAGGAGGUUACAUGCAGCUGCUUUUUUGGGGGAGGGUGUUAGGCCCAGCAAGAUGGGGGAAAGCCAGUUGCAUGAAAGCAUGUAGGCAUAUGUUUCUCACUAACAAUGUUAGCAUUUCUCUUGUGUGUUCAAAAUUGUGGUAAGCUAAAGCUCCAUUCCAACAGAACCAAACACCCCAGUUUGAAAACAUAUCCUCUCCAUAGUUUGAAGUUCUGAAAUGCUAGCUGUUUACCACUUGCAUUUUAUAUUGGCUGUUUCAGCUGCUUCCUUUUUCCAUAUCCAUUUUUAAAAUCAGCAUUCAGUCGAGAUCUUGUCAUUGACAGUCUUCUGCCUGUGCCACUUCCAUGCUCGCCCUAACCUUUUCCUGCAUGUCUAGAUAACGCGUCAGGCAUGUUCGCCUAAUGUUUUGUACUUCCAUAGCUCUUCCUCGUCUCUUGCAUUUGUAGCAACCUCCAGCACUAAAGUUUUUAUUUCCCUACCCGUUUAUGUCGCUGUAAUUUGUUUGUUUGUUUUAUCUUCUUCAUUGUGACCAUUCCAGUUCUUUGGCGCUACACCGGCUGUGAAAGUAACAUUCAUUCUGCUUUGGGAAUGGAAUACAUCUCAGCACCAGAGGCCAUUCCAGCCUAUCCUCAUCACCUCAAUACUUUCUCAUGAGCACUGAAAUCCUAGGAUAAUAAAGAGCACAGAUUUGCCGCUGUAAGACAACCAACUCUUUUCAGAAAUCAAGUGCUUGUCAUUCAGAUGCUGCCUUAAACUCUCGAGUGCCUAAAUCUGUUGAUUGCCAACAAUACCACUUCAGUAUCCCGCCAAGGGCUAUUGGGUCUCAGCUCUGUAUGACCUCCUGAAUCUUUCUACAGUUCUGCAGCUGUUGGUAGCCAAUGGUAGAUGUUUUCUCGAUCUCUACCAUUCCACAACACAAGGUGCAUUGUGAACGUGACACAUUGAAAAACAAAAGUAUAUGUAUCGAUUUUGUUUUACGUCCAAUGAAUGUUUUUAAUAGGAUUUUUAUGGAGCCUUUUUUUAAUUGCCUAUUUUUUUGAGUUGGGGAUGGGAGAAGACACCAGUUUUUAAAUGAACUGCAGUGCUCGUCUAUUUCCAAGUAUGCUUUAUUGUAAGGACCAGUUAAACAUUGGAGUGAUACUUUGUAAUGAUCUAUGUGCACUUUUAUUUGUAAACAUUGCGAUUUGGACACAUUUAUACAUGUAAAUAUAGUUGUCUGCAGCACCCCGUCAUUGCUCAUGUUAUUUGUCUGCCAUUUGUGAAUUAUGUUAAUGAAAACAUCGAAUCUAAGCAAAAUAGGGUAAUCUUAGUAGAGGGGAGGGGAGGGGAGGGGCAAAGGAACAGUUAAAUUAAGCUUCAUAAACCAGCUUUCUGCUGUUUGUGGUAAUAUUUAAAAUCCUGCUUUUCUAAAGGUGGGAAUCAAAGCAAUAUUUGAACACAGCAAUGCUGGAUUCCUUUAGAACUUUUUUCAGUGUUACUAGCAGUUGUACUAUCAGUAAAACUAAAUCUGUGUGACUCUUGUGUGGAAAUUUCUUCCUUUUUACUAUUAAGUGUGCCACUAUUACACAGAUGAUUUAGUGUAUUUACAUUGAGGGUGAUAAAACACUAAAGGUUAGAGUUUUGGGAUAUCGUAAACAGGGUUAUUUAUAAUAAUGUGACCGUAUGCCAUUACUGACCAAACUACAUCGAAUAGUUGUUCGUUUAAUGCUGGCUUUUUAUUUUAAAGUUCCAAAUGAAAGACAAUGACUAGGUUCUCACUCUUCCAGCCAAGAACCCUAUGGAUUUAGCUUAACAGCCAGUUUGAGCUGCUUUUAACACUUCUAGUAAAGGACUAAUAGUUCUUUUGUGCUACUGUUUUUGUAAGGCAGGAUUUGUUUCCUCAGGAGGAUCUUUUCCUUCCUGUGGUAUAAAGCGACCUUUAUGAGGGUAGUUAAAUGUAAAGGGGAGGAAAAAAAUCUUUGUACUUGCACAGUUGGCUAAAAUUAUUUUGAAAUGUUGAGAAUUAAUUGUCUGAGUCAUAACUUUUCAGUAAUUUUUAAUCUUUCGUGCACGUGUUGAUUUUUUAAAUGUUUAAAUGCUUUGUUAAAUAAUAGUCGUUCUCUUCAAAAUAUUUUCAUGGAAUUAAACAAUCUUUUCAUGGC
Molecule: messenger RNA, 5657 nt
Organism: Pantherophis guttatus
Lineage: Eukaryota; Metazoa; Chordata; Lepidosauria; Squamata; Colubridae
Source: RefSeq, a predicted model, not a curated record